UUUGUUUUCACCUAUCUCUACAUAACGUUAAAGUCUCAUCCUAUUUUUCAUCUGGUACAUCAAAUUCUCUUAACCACGAGACAUUCGUUUUCCAUUUUCCCAAAAUAAAAAACACCCACUCAAAAGUCAAAACAAAACAAAACAAAAUUCACAACAUUUAAUUUGAACUUUAUUCAAAAUGACUUCGCAUGUUGAAGAAAUUGAAGAAGAGGAAAUAUCAAAAAUUGAGAAAGGCAAAGGCAAAGGCAAAGAUUGCCAUCGAGGAAUCGAAACAGUCAUUUGUACUUCUCCCACCACUGUUUGCCUCACUCAGAAGUUGAUAGCAGAGAUGAUUGGGACGUAUUUCUUAAUAUUCGCUGGAUGUGGGGUGGUGGUAGUGAAUGUGUUGUACGGUGGAACAGUGACAUUUCCAGGGAUAUGUGUUACUUGGGGUCUCAUUGUUAUGGUCAUGAUUUACUCUACAGGUCACAUUUCCGGUGCCCAUUUUAAUCCUGCCGUGACCCUCACUUUUGCCGUGUUCCGGCGGUUCCCCUGGUAUCAGGUACCAUUGUAUAUAGGUGCACAACUUACGGGAUCGUUACUAGGGAGUUUGACACUGAAACUAAUGUUCCAUGUGACACCAGCAGCUUACUUUGGAACAACUCCGUCUGAUUCAGCGGCACAAGCACUCGCUGCUGAGAUAAUUAUCUCGUUCCUCCUUAUGUUUGUUAUCUCCGGUGUUGCCACUGAUAAUCGAGCGGUCGGAGAAUUAGCUGGAAUUGCGGUGGGGAUGACUAUAAUGUUGAACGUCUUCGUGGCUGGACCGGUUUCGGGAGCAUCGAUGAAUCCAGCAAGAAGUCUAGGACCAGCGAUAGUGAUGGGAGUGUAUGAUGGACUUUGGAUUUACAUUGUUGGUCCUCUUGUCGGAAUUAUGGCCGGAGGUUUUGUUUAUAACCUUAUAAGAUUUACGGAUAAGCCACUCAAAGAGCUUACUCGGAACGGUUCUUUUCUCCGUUCUGCUUCUCCAAAACACAAAACUUCUACUUCUAAAAGCUAAUUUUUGUAAUCUCUUGGUCAUAUCUUAUUU
Messenger RNA from Brassica oleracea var. oleracea, 1066 nucleotides. Its product is annotated as putative aquaporin NIP4-1. Gene Ontology annotation, cellular component: membrane. Lineage: Eukaryota; Viridiplantae; Streptophyta; Magnoliopsida; Brassicales; Brassicaceae. The coding region runs from base 179 to 1036 and encodes 285 amino acids. The record is from RefSeq and is a predicted model, not a curated record. The transcript has 5 exons. Gene Ontology annotation, biological process: transmembrane transport. Gene Ontology annotation, molecular function: channel activity.